Raphanus sativus (radish) is the source of this 1110-nucleotide messenger RNA. Its product is annotated as red chlorophyll catabolite reductase, chloroplastic-like. NCBI's taxonomy places the organism in Eukaryota, Viridiplantae, Streptophyta, Magnoliopsida, Brassicales, Brassicaceae. Gene Ontology annotation, molecular function: red chlorophyll catabolite reductase activity. The transcript is spliced from 2 exons. Bases 33 to 1004 code for a protein of 323 amino acids. Gene Ontology annotation, cellular component: chloroplast. Gene Ontology annotation, biological process: chlorophyll catabolic process. The record is from RefSeq and is a predicted model, not a curated record.
CGAAACUACUCACAGCCACAUAUAAAGAAAAGAUGCCGAUGAUGUUAUGCAACACUCUCUACUCUUCGUCUCCGCCUUUUCUCUCGCCGUUAACUUCGAUACGAUCAAAACCGUCGCGAUUCUCAAAGACACUCACUGUCCGAGCUCAAUUCCAGUCCAUGGAUGAUCAUCAAAACGAUCUUCUCCGUCAGAAAUUCAUGGAGUUUCCAUACGUCUCGCCCACGCGCAGGGCUCUAAUGGCUGAUCUCAUGUCGACGUUGGAGGAUCGCCUCCACUCGCAACUCCUUCCCUGUACCCUCCCUCCGGAUGUACGGAACUUCAAGAACCCUAACGGUUCCGCCGAAGCGUCUCUUCACAUCAGAUCCGGCGAGAAAUCUUCUCCGAUUGAUUUUGUUAUAGGAAGUUGGAUACACGUCAAGAUUCCGACAGGAGUGUCACUCAACAUAACAAGCAUCUCUGCAUUCCUAAACACCUCAACAGAAGCUCCAAACUUUGUGGUCGAACUCAUACAGAGCAGUCCCACGUCGCUCGUUCUCAUCCUCGACCUCCCUCAUCGCAAAGACCUUGUUCGUCACCCUGGCUAUCUCGAGACAUAUUACCAAGACACCGCUCUCGAUACUCAUCGCCAGUCACUCCUCAAGCUUCCCGAGAUCAAACCCUACGUCUCGCCUUCUCUCUUUGUCCGCUCUGCUUUCUCUCCAACUGCUUCCAUGCUUAAAAUCGACGCGGAGGAAGGGGAGAGGCUGGAGGAGAUUUUGAGGGAGCAUGUGAGUCCAGCUGCUAAGCAAGUCCUUGAGGUUUGGCUGUCGCGUUGCGCGAAGGAGGAAGAGGGAGAGAAGAGAGUGUUGGGAGAAGAAGAGAAGUUGGAGUUGGAAAGAAGAGAUAAAAGCUUCAGAAGGAAGAGCAUAGAGGAAGAUUUGGAUUUACAGUUUCCGAGAAUGUUUGGAGAAGAAGUUUCUUCGCGUGUUAUACACGCUAUCAAAGAAGCUUUCGGGGUUCUCUAGAUUAUUAUAUCAGUUAAAGACUUAGCUAAUUAUCGUCAUUGUACUAAUAAUAUACAACUUCAACAAUAUCUUUAUAAAACCUUAGAAGUAAAUAGCGUUCGUACAA